AUGGGAAGAGCAGAAGGCAGAUUUACUGAGGCAGUAACUGUGGACUCACGUGCUGACUGGGGUGGACAUGGCGGCUGGGUGGUGGAGGUCGUGGAUUCAGGGAAGGGAGGAGCAGGUGGAAGCAUCGAGGGGUGUUGCGUGAAGGAGGAGCUCCCCCCAUGGGUGGUCGGGGAGGAGGAGGAACAGCCAUGUUCGGCCCUGGCCCACCCCCACCUGCUCCCCCUGCACCAGGCGCAGGGGGAGGGGGGGGCUGCCCCGGCCGCCACCCCCCUUGGUGGGGCUGAGGGGGAGGAGGAGGCAUGGCGUAACCCUGGCCAGGUGGGGGAUACGAGGGGGGAGGGCCGCCAGGAGUGGGGUAGCGGGGAGGGGGAGGGUAGCCCCCCCCUGGUGCUCCGCCCUGAGGGGAAGGGGGCGGAUAGCCUCCCCCUGGUGCUCCGCCCUGAGGGGGAGGGGGCGGAUAUCCUCCCCCUGGUGCUCCGCCGUGGGGAGGAGGGGGGGGAUAUCCCCUUCCUGGUGCUCCCCCAUGGGGGGGCGGGGGACCAUAGCCCCCCCCUGGUGCUCCGCCAUGGUGGGGAGGGGGGGGCAUGCGAGGCGGGGGGGCAUAGUGCUGGGGAGGGGGCGGGGGCUGGUUUUGCUGCCAGUGCUGGGGGGGAGGAGGUGGCAUCUGGUGGGGGGGGUACUGUUGGGAUGGAGGUGGGGGGCGCAUCUGGGGAGUGGGGUAGUACGGGGGAGCAGGGGAUGCGCCCGCACCGCCAUAGGAUGGGGGAGGAGGGGGGCGGUAAGGAGAAGGUGCAGGCAGGGUUGCAGGGGGAGCAGGAGAGGUGUACGGGCGAGGAGGGGGAGGGGCGGCAGCAGCAGGGAUGGAAGAUGGAGGUGGGCGAGAGGGGGGAGGAGGAGGGGGAGCGGAGGGGGGAGCUGCAGCAAACAUGGUGUGCGGGCGAUGGCGCGUGGUGGACGGGUUGUUGGCUGCCAGCAGUCGCUCUGAAGAAGGGAGAGAGGGCGGGGACAAGGGGAGCAGAAGGAGACGGAUAA
This is a messenger RNA of Closterium sp. Naga37s-1, 1032 nucleotides long. The record is from the annotation of a GenBank genome assembly. Lineage: Eukaryota; Viridiplantae; Streptophyta; Zygnematophyceae; Desmidiales; Closteriaceae.